Molecule: messenger RNA, 777 nt
Organism: Prorocentrum cordatum
Lineage: Eukaryota; Dinophyceae; Prorocentrales; Prorocentraceae
Source: the annotation of a GenBank genome assembly
GCGCUGCUGCCCGAGGGCGUCCAGUUCGAGCUCGAGCGGGCGUCCGAGCAGCACGCCAUGUGCCUGAUGGGCACCGCCUGGAGGAACGCCAUCACCGGGGACAUCGGCAUGACGGGGCCGGACUUCGGGUCCGUGUCGGACUUCUCCGUGGUGGACUUCUGGUCGCGCGAGCUGGUGCUGGGCGACCUGAAGGACCUGUCGGAGGACCCGUACUUGUUCCGACCAGUGCCCAUGAGGUACAGGACGUGGAUGUACCACGAGAUGUAUUUGAACAGGCACGUGCUCAGGAGCAAGGACGAGUACGCGAUGCUGAAGCAGGUCCUCAGCCAGUUCUGCAUUGACAUCGAUGGCGGGUCUCGCUUCUCGCCAGUCAUGUGGUACGCGCCCGUGGGCUUCGCCAGCACACUCGCUCAGGACAACAACUUGGUCCUCGCGGCGGUGCUCGUGCUCUUCCUCAUCUUCGGCCUGUCGCGGACCAUGAACACCAUGAAGCUGUACAGGUACAUCAGACUUGCUACCCUGCCAAUGCGAGCAGGCUUCAUGGCGCUUGUUGUCCUGAGGAUGGCUUCAGUCACCUCUAUUUUGCGCAUCCUCGGCUACGUGCUGGUACUGUUGAUUUGUGGGUUAGACUUGUACUAUGGCGACAUCUUGAUGCUGACAAGCUACAGGCUCCACUGCCACUACGAGAUCCUCAGGAUCUUCCCCAACCGCGUCGUCCUUUGCCGGCGAGUGGGGGGAUCGUACGAGACCACUCGCUACUCGAAGCCUGUGCACCAG